UCGAUACGUUAUUUGGCCUACGCAUUCCCCCAAAACUACUUUCAUCAUGCAAGUUACAUCAUUCCUCUUUGGCAUCCUAGCCACCGGUAUCGUGUUAGUGAAUGGAAGUCCAAUUCCAGGUCAGUCCUUCUCCAUCAUCCCUGCCACAUUGCUGAGGAGUAUAGAACCAUACGAAGAGAAUGCAUGCGGACCCAAAGCGGAGGGCACAAUCGACGCACGCGGGGAUAGCGUGGAGCAGUCGCGAUGCCUUUGGUGAAUGACGGAAUAUG
Molecule: messenger RNA, 269 nt
Organism: Periconia digitata
Lineage: Eukaryota; Fungi; Ascomycota; Dothideomycetes; Pleosporales; Periconiaceae
Source: the annotation of a GenBank genome assembly